Molecule: messenger RNA, 1435 nt
Organism: Aedes albopictus (Asian tiger mosquito)
Lineage: Eukaryota; Metazoa; Arthropoda; Insecta; Diptera; Culicidae
Gene: Cyt-b5
Product: cytochrome b5
Exons: 3
Coding region: 270-656 (128 amino acids)
Cellular component (GO): intracellular membrane-bounded organelle; membrane
Molecular function (GO): heme binding
Source: RefSeq, a predicted model, not a curated record
GCGCAGUUCCCCAAAAACGCCUUUUCGACUGGUCAUUUUCUUCAGUUCCGCACUGGAUGUCAGCGAGGAGAAACGUCUUCUGGAAAAGGGAAAGUUUCGCGAGUGCAGUGUGUUUUCCGAAUUAUUAAAAUACAGUGAGACAUCAUACAAAAGUAACACUCCAUAUUAGUGCCCAGUCAUCGUCCCAUACGGAUUAGAUUUGCAGCCAUCGAUUGUGCUUGAUAGUGCUUCAGAAGAAACCCCGCUCAAAUAACCAAACCAACUUCAUAAUGUCGGAAGUGAAGACCUACUCGCUGGCGGAAAUCAAAGCCCACAACACCAAUAAGUCCACCUGGAUCGUGAUUCACAACAAUAUCUACGACGUGACGGAAUUCCUGAACGAGCAUCCCGGUGGGGAGGAAGUGCUGCUGGAGCAAGCCGGAAAGGAAGCCACGGAGGCGUUCGAAGAUGUUGGCCACAGCACAGACGCCCGCGAGAUGAUGAAGAAGUUCAAGGUCGGCGAACUGAUCGAAUCCGAGCGGAAGCAAGUGCCCGUCAAGAAGGAACCCGACUGGAGCACCGAGCAGAAGGAUGAGAACUCCCUGAAAUCGUGGAUCGUGCCGCUGAUCCUUGGACUCCUGGCAACCAUCAUCUACCGGUUCUACUUUACUCAGUAACCUGCCACCCAGUAAGUAGUGUAUGGAACAGCCAAACGGUGUCAUGUCCUCGGAGGGAAAUCCUCUACGUAACCGUGCCGAAAGUUUUUUUUCUUCAUUCCAAACAAAAAACAAAAUCUACGACAGCUUGAACCGGGAAAAAUGUGUGUUGUCAAGGUGCAUCACCAAUAUACUAAUUUGCUGCACACAUUUUCACAUUCGAACACCGUCACACACACACAACUAAAGCCGGAGCCAAUGCUUUCCAGACAACACCGCCAAAGGCAGGAAAUCGACAUCGAUAACGUUCAUACAUUUUAUCCAUUUUGACUAGUUUACGUUUUUUAAGCAAGAAUUUACACGCGCUAUAAGACCAGGGUAAGGGAUCUAGCUACUACCGUAAAUAAUAUUCCAGUUCUACCUGUUUCCCCGUGUAACUAAAGCGACAUAUGCUCAGAGUUUGAGAAGAAUUUGAAACCUAACUUAUGAACUGCAAAAUUCUUAUAGCUAAGGGUAAAUGUUUUCUGUUGUUUUUUUUAUGCUGAACUAUUUUCUAGGAAGACCAAAAAAUGAGAAAAAUAUAUUGUUUUAACCACUGAAGAAAGAUUGUUCUAAUCAAAUAGUUUCGAUCACCGUUUGUUGCAUUCAAAAAGAAUUAAACGAAAAUAUUUGUUGACGAUUGGUAGGUUUUUUUUGCACUCGAUAGCAUUUUUCCGAAUCAGGUAAUUUUGAAGAUAUGUUUGUGCUUCUGUACGAAAUUUUGCCUAUUCUUGGGAAUAAAUAUUCUAUAUUUGUAUAAA